This is a messenger RNA of Daphnia pulicaria, 640 nucleotides long. Its product is annotated as beta-1,4-N-acetylgalactosaminyltransferase bre-4-like. NCBI's taxonomy places the organism in Eukaryota, Metazoa, Arthropoda, Branchiopoda, Diplostraca, Daphniidae. The record is from RefSeq and is a predicted model, not a curated record. Bases 95 to 640 code for a protein of 181 amino acids. The transcript is spliced from 2 exons. Gene Ontology annotation, molecular function: N-acetyl-beta-glucosaminyl-derivative 4-beta-N-acetylgalactosaminyltransferase activity. Gene Ontology annotation, biological process: carbohydrate metabolic process; glycosphingolipid biosynthetic process.
UAAAAUAGGCUCACACAAUCUUACACACGAUUCUGUUGAUGCUGAUUUUGCAUUUUCUCCAUAACGAACAGAAGGUGCAUCGUUCAAUCGAGGAAUGCUGUUAAACAUUGGCUUUACUGAGGCUCUAUUACAGGAUAAGUUUCCAUGUUUCAUAUUUCAUGACGUUGAUUUUAUACCAGAAAAUGACGGACACACUUACUCAUGUCCAGAAGAUGGGAAACCACGGCAAAUGGCUUUUUCAAUCGACUAUUGGGAUAAUUACAGGCCAGUUGCCAGAAACUUUUUCGGUGGUGUCAGCGCAAUUUCAACCCAUGAUUUUCAACAAAUUAACGGCUAUUCAAAUUUGUUCUGGGGUUGGGGUGGUGAGGACGAUCAGUUGUAUGAACGUAUCUUAUUCAACAACUUGACAGUGACCAGGGCUUUCGACGACCAGCCAUCGCUCGUCAAUCGUGCACGGUACAAGACGCUUUCCCAUAAAAAAGCCGAACCCAAUCCAGAUAGGAAGAAGAUACUGCAGGAAGGCUCAGUUCGUUUCAAAACUGAUGGGCUUUCCAAUCUUCAAUAUCGGAGACUCGAUUUGCAAUUCAAACCCUUUUAUACUCACAUUCUUGUGGAUAUCCAGAAUAAUAUACCGCUAUAA